AUGGCUUUCUCUCACCGUCACGUAGUCGAGGACUGCAUGGGCCUCCUCCAACUCUUCAACGAUGGCACCGUUUUCCGCUCCAAAGACAUACAAUUCAACCAACCUUCACCCACCCCACACGACCACCUCGUACAAUUCAAAGACUACCUCUUCAACAAGAAGUUCAACCUCCACCUCCGCCUCUACAAACCCAAAUUCAUCAACAACGAGAAGCUGCCCGUUGUCAUGUUCCUCCACGGUGGAGGCUUCUGCUUCGGCUCGCGCGCGUGGCCUCACCUUCAUGGCUGCUGUGUGCGUCUCGCCGCGAGCCUCCACGCCGUUGUGAUGGCGCCGGACUAUCGUUUGGCGCCAGAACACCGCCUUCCUGCGGCGGUGGAUGACGGGGUGGAGGCGCUGCGGUGGAUGCAGAGACAGGGUCUCGGGGAGCACGGCGAGGAUGCGUGGGUGAGCCAGGGCGUUGACUUUGACCGUGUGUUUGCGGUGGGUGACUCGUCUGGCGGGAACAUUGCGCACCACUUGGCGGUUCAGUUGGGUUCCGGUUCGAGAGAGAUGGAGCCGGUUCGAGUACGAGGUUACGUGUUAAUGGGACCCUUUUUCGGUGGGGUUGUUCGGACCAGGUCGGAGGUGGGUCCCUCGGAGCAAAUGCUGACCCUUGAAAUGUUGGACAGAUUUUGGAGGCUGUCGAUGCCUAUUGGAGAGAGCAGAGACCACCCAUUGGCGAACCCAUUUGGACCUAAAAGUCCAAACCUUGAACAUGUGAAGCUUGACCCUAUUUUAGUCAUAGUUGGUGGCAAUGAAUUGCUCAAGGACAGAGCUGAAGAUUAUGCAAGAAGGCUCAAAGAACUAGGGAAGAACAUUGAAUACGUUGAGUUUGAGGGGAAGGAACAUGGUUUUUUCACUCAUGAUUCAUACUCAGAGGCUGCAGAUGAGGUCCUGCAGAUGCUUAAACGGUUCAUACUUGAAAAUUCUAGUUAG
This is a messenger RNA of Abrus precatorius (Indian licorice), 975 nucleotides long. RefSeq names its product probable carboxylesterase 15. Lineage: Eukaryota; Viridiplantae; Streptophyta; Magnoliopsida; Fabales; Fabaceae. The record is from RefSeq and is a predicted model, not a curated record. The transcript has 2 exons. The coding region runs from base 1 to 975 and encodes 324 amino acids. Gene Ontology annotation, molecular function: hydrolase activity.